Molecule: messenger RNA, 1406 nt
Organism: Molossus molossus (Pallas's mastiff bat)
Lineage: Eukaryota; Metazoa; Chordata; Mammalia; Chiroptera; Molossidae
Gene: KCTD16
Product: potassium channel tetramerization domain containing 16
Exons: 2
Coding region: 6-1289 (427 amino acids)
Biological process (GO): protein homooligomerization; regulation of G protein-coupled receptor signaling pathway
Cellular component (GO): presynaptic membrane; postsynaptic membrane
Molecular function (GO): protein binding
Source: RefSeq, a predicted model, not a curated record
GGACAAUGGCUCUGAGUGGAAACUGUAGUCGUUACCCUCGAGAACAAGGGGCCGCAGUUCCCAAUUCCUUUCCUGAGGUCAUGGAGCUGAAUGUUGGAGGUCAAGUUUAUUUCACUCGGCAUUCCACAUUAAUAAGCAUCCCUCAUUCCCUCCUGUGGAAAAUGUUUUCCCCAAAGAGAGACAAGGCUAACGAUCUAGCCAAGGACUCCAAGGGAAGGUUUUUCAUCGACAGAGAUGGAUUCUUGUUUCGUUAUAUUCUGGACUAUCUCAGGGACAGGCAGGUGGUCCUGCCUGAUCACUUUCCAGAAAGAGGAAGACUGAAAAGGGAAGCUGAGUACUUCCAGCUCCCAGACUUGGUUAAACUCCUGACCCCUGAUGAAAUCAAGCAAAGCCCGGAGGAAUUCUGCCACAGUGACUUCGACGAUGCCUCCCAGGCAAGCGACACCAGAAUCUGCCCCCCUUCCUCUCUGCUCCCUGCCGACCGCAAGUGGGGUUUUAUUACUGUGGGUUACAGGGGGUCCUGCACCAUGGGCAGAGAGGGGCAGACCGAUGCCAAGUUUCGGAGAGUUCCCCGGAUUUUGGUUUGUGGAAGGAUCUCCUUGGCAAAGGAGGUCUUCGGAGAAACUUUGAAUGAGAGCAGAGACCCUGACCGAGCCCCAGAAAGAUACACCUCCAGAUUUUAUCUUAAAUUCAAGCAUCUGGAAAGGGCUUUUGAUAUGUUGUCAGAGUGUGGAUUCCACAUGGUGGCCUGUAACUCCUCAGUGACAGCAUCUUUCCUCAACCAAUAUACAGAUGACAAGAUCUGGUCAAGCUACACUGAAUACGUCUUCUACCGUGAGCCUGCCAGGUGGUCAUCCUCACAUUGUGAUUGCUGCUGCAAGAAUGGCAAAGGUGACAAAGAAGGGGAGAGCGGCACGUCUUGCAACGACCUCUCCACCUCCAGCUGCGACAGCCAGUCUGAGGCCAGCUCUCCCCAGGAGACGGUCAUCUGCGGGCCGGUGACACGCCAGACCAACAUCCAGACUCUGGACCGUCCCAUCAAGAAGGGCCCUGUCCAGCUGAUCCAACAGUCGGAGAUGCGGCGGAAAAGCGACCUGCUCCGGACUCUGACUUCUGGCUCCAGGGAGUCGAACAUGAGCAGCAAAAAAAAAGCUGUUAAGGAAAAGCUCUCCAUUGAGGAAGAGCUGGAGAAGUGCAUCCAGGAUUUCCUCAAGAUCAAAAUCCCAGACCGGUUCCCCGAGAGGAAGCACCCUUGGCAAUCGGAACUGCUACGGAAGUACCAUCUAUAGGACAGGGCUGGGGGGCGAAGAAGCAAACCACGGGAGCAGUGUACAGCCAACCUCCUAAGAGAAAUUCCUAUUUGCAAAGACAGACAACCACUAACAAUAUACACUUGUUAGAACACA